AUGCGGACGACCAUCUGGGCCCUGCUGGGCCUGGGUGUUGUACUACCCCAGGCUCUGGCCUCCGACACACUCAGCACUUCGGGCUUUUCUCUGUGCAUGCAGGAUUCCGAGAUUGAAGUGCAGAAACUCGAUGUCUCCUAUACUAAAUCUACUCAAGAAGUUGUCUUCGAUGUGGCUGGUACCAACUCGAAGGAACAAAAUGUCACCGCCACCCUGACGGUGACCGCCUAUGGCAGUCAAGUUUAUUCGAAAACUUUUAAUCCUUGCGGGACUGAGGUCCAUGUUGCAGAGCUGUGCCCUGUUCCAUCGGGUCACUUCAGUGCCUCGGGCUCAAUGGCUGUUCCCGACGAAUAUGCAAGCCAGAUUCCAUCAAUCGCCUUCAGCAUUCCCGAUUUGGAUGGUCAGGCCAAGCUGACUCUCACCUCAAACGGCAAGGACGUCGCCUGUGUGGAAUCCGAACUUUCAAACGGUAAAUCCACCGAUGUGAAGGGUGUCGCAUGGGCAACGGCUGGUAUUGCGGCGGGUGCAUUGGCCUUGAGUGGUUUGUCUGCUCUCGGUAGCGCUGGUAGCACCGGUGCACCCUCCUCCAGCCCGUCGGCUGGCGACGUGGUGGGAUGGUUUGGCUCCGUGGCUACGAAUGGCAUGUUGAGUGUCAGCCACCCAACCAUCUAUAAGAGUUUCACCAAGAAUUUUGCCUGGAGCACUGGGUUGAUCCCGUGGUCCAGCAUGCAAAACUCAAUCGACGCCUUCCGAAAGGCUACCGGUGGAAACACGACCCAUGAGAGCUAUAUCUAUCUUAGCGGCCUGAGUACCGCCUCGUCAUCGAAUGGAACCUCUUCCAAGCGCAGCCUGGAUCUCGUGUCCCGUGCGGCAAACUUGAUCGCGCGCUCCAGCUCCAACUCUAGUUCCUCGGAUCUCACCGACUGCGGGUCCGUGAGUGUCAACAGUUUCAAAUGUUAUUCAGAGGAGCUCUCGAUUCCCUCGGCAAACAUCUUCAUGACCGUUCUCCUUGUCUUCGCCAUCGUUGUCGCCGUUGUCGUCGUGGGUAUCCUUUUGCUCAAGGUUAUCCUCGAACUCUGGGCGCUGUACGGUAACUUCCCCAAGAAGCUUACCGAGUUCCGGAAAGACUACUGGGGUAUUAUGGCACGUACCAUUACCAACAUGAUUCUCAUUCUCUACGGCAUCUGGGUCAUGUACUGUGUGUAUCAAUUGCGGAAUGGUGACUCGUGGGCUGCCAAGCUCCUAGCUGCCGUGACACUGUCCGUGUUCACAGCGCUUCUGGCAUUCUUCGCUUGGCGCAUCAUUUACCUGGCUCGCAAGUACAAGAAGGCCGAAGGUGAUACCACCGGUCUGUACGAGAACAAGGAAACCUGGCGCAAGUAUAGUCUAUUCUACGAUAACUACAAGAAAGAUCUGUGGUGGCUGUUCGUACCGGUGAUUGUGUAUGCCUUGGCCAAGGGAUGCAUUAUUGCUGGUGCCGAAGGCCACGGUAUGGUCCAGACCAUUGGCCAGUUGGCUGUUGAAUGCUGCAUGUUGGCCUUGCUCUUGUGGAACCGGCCCUAUGCCACCAAGUCCUCGAUGGGUAUCCACAUGACUAUUCAAAUUGUGCGCGUCCUGUCCAUCGCCUGUGUGCUGGUCUUUGUGGAAGAACUCGGUCUCUCCCAGACUACCAAGACCGUGACCGGUAUCGUGCUGAUCGUCGUCCAAUCUGCUCUUUCGGGUGUUCUUGCCAUCCUCAUCGCCGUCAAUGCUAUCAUUGUCUGCAUUCGGGAGAACCCUCACGCCAAGAAGCUCCGCGAAGCCGAAAACGCCAACAAGGACCUCGACGAUCUCACCCCACUUGACGCACGCGAGUCCCUUCUGAUCGACCAUCCGCCCAAGCGCGACUUUACCGAGAUGAGCAAGUUCAACUUCAACGCACCCUACGAGCCAUACCGGGACCACCCAGUCAACCGAUCCAACUCGACUGGUAGCAACGACCGUCUCGUCUACGCCGACUACGGUGUCGCACACGGCCGCAGCCAAAGCCCCGAAUCCCGGUCUUCACUUGAAGGCCGGAAGCCAACUGCCCCCGGUUACGGCAUGGCCUAUUAA
Molecule: messenger RNA, 2094 nt
Organism: Penicillium cataractarum
Lineage: Eukaryota; Fungi; Ascomycota; Eurotiomycetes; Eurotiales; Aspergillaceae
Product: transient receptor potential ion channel family protein
Exons: 3
Coding region: 1-2094 (697 amino acids)
Biological process (GO): transmembrane transport; fungal-type cell wall biogenesis
Source: RefSeq, a predicted model, not a curated record